AUCCACCUUCCACUCCAACACAUCCAUUCAAUCUCCAACACAUCCUACAGCACAAUGAAGUUCUCCAACGUCCUCUUCUUUGCCACUGCCGCUUUGGCAGCUCCUACUAUUCAGGCGCUGGACAAGAGACAGACCACUGUCCUAGGAACGGUCCAGAGCAUUGCCAACACCAUCACCAACAGCACCUCGGGCAAUGUCGCCAACAUCAAAACCAUUAUUGUGUCUAUCCAGAACAAUGUCGCUGCUGAUGUUCUCGUACAACUUCAGCUUCAGCUCGAGGCCAACCUUCAGGCGAUUGUCACUGUUCUCAGCGCUGCUGCCGUUAACAUUACGGACGCUACCAAUGCCGCCGCGAUUGAAAUUGGCGGCGAUGUCGACAAUUUGACUACCGCACAGAUUUUGCAGAUCAAGGCCGCCAUCGAGAGUGCUGUUGCUGCUGUUAAUAAUGUCACUGCGACCGUCACUGCCUCCGUCAGCGUCCUUACUCCCGGGGGCAAGAAGCUGAUCGCGGACGAACUCAAGGCUAUCAGGGAUGCGGUCAAUGGCAUUCUUACUCCUCUCGCCCAAUUUCUCCAGGCCUCCUCACCAGUACGGCGAGCAUUCUGGCGUCUCUCGGCCUGGCCAUUCUCGGCAUUUCCACCUAGGACUAUACGACUUACUCAGCAUGAAGAGAAGGGGAUGGGGAGGUGGAGAUUCAGUUUGGACCGGCAGGAUUGGAUAUCAUUCAUUAAAUAAUAUAGUUAACCCAGUUUAGUGGGCUGAUCACCC
Ilyonectria robusta is the source of this 768-nucleotide messenger RNA. RefSeq lists its product as uncharacterized. The transcript has 3 exons. The record is from RefSeq and is a predicted model, not a curated record. NCBI's taxonomy places the organism in Eukaryota, Fungi, Ascomycota, Sordariomycetes, Hypocreales, Nectriaceae. Bases 55 to 735 code for a protein of 226 amino acids.